Heterocephalus glaber (naked mole-rat) is the source of this 5488-nucleotide messenger RNA. RefSeq names its product CD180 molecule (gene Cd180). Lineage: Eukaryota; Metazoa; Chordata; Mammalia; Rodentia; Bathyergidae. The record is from RefSeq and is a predicted model, not a curated record. Gene Ontology annotation, molecular function: protein binding.
GUCAGUGCAUUUCUUGUACCAAGAUCAUUCAUCUGAGUACAUCUCUGGCUGGCAAAUUGCUGGGGCCGUCAGAGCCUGAUUGAAUUACUCAGCUCCAAGCAUUAGAUCAUCUCACUAAGGUGCAAUUGCACUGGACCUGGGAUGGCUCCCGAGGUCAGCUGCUGCUUUCUGGUGGUGCUUCUUUCAGCCAGCUGUGAAGUUAUCACCUCCUCCGAUCAGAUGUGCAUUGAGAAAGAAGCCAACAGAAUAUAUAACUGUGAAAAUUUAGGUCUCAGUGAAAUUCCUGACACUCUACCAAACACAACAGAAUUUUUGGAAUUCAGCUUUAAUUUCUUGCCUACAAUUCAAAAUACAACCUUCAGUGGGCUCAUCAACCUUAUCUUUUUGGAUUUAACCAGGUGCCAAAUUAACUGGAUACAUGAAAAUGCUUUUCAAAGCCAUCCUCAGUUGAGCACACUUGUGUUAACUGGAAACCCCCUGAUAUUUGUGGCAGAAACAGCACUUAAUGGGCCCAAGUCACUGAAGCACUUGUUCUUAAUCCAAACUGGAAUAUUUAGCCUUGAGUUUAUCCCAGCACACAAUCUGAAAAACUUGGAAAGUUUGCAUCUUGGAAGCAACCAUAUUUCCUCAAUUAAGUUCCCCAAAGACUUCCCAACAGGGAAUCUAAAAGUCUUGGAUUUUCAGAAUAAUGUCAUACACUACCUUUCUAGAGAAGACAUGGAUUCUCUGAAACCAGCUACCAAACUAAGCCUUAAUUUCAAUGGCAAUGACAUUGAAGGCAUUGAGCCUGGGGCUUUCCAGUCAAUGGUCUUCCAAAGUUUGAACUUUGGAGGGACUGUUAACUUGUCUGUUAUUUUCAGUGGUCUGCAUAAUUCUACUAUUCAGUCUCUUUGGCUGGGGACAUUUGAGGAUACUGAAGACCAAGAUCUGAGUUCGAGCAUGUUUGAGGGGCUUUGUGAAAUAUCUGUUGAGAGCAUGAACCUGCAGAAACAUUCUUUCUCUAGUCUCUCUUCGGCUACAUUUCAGUGUUUCACCCAUCUCCAGGAACUGGACCUGACAGGUAACCACUUAAAAGAAUUACCACCUGGGAUUAAAGGUAUGAACUCACUGAAGAAAUUAGUUCUCAAUGUAAAUAAGUUUGAGCAAUUAUGUCAAAUCAAUGCUGAUAGUUUUCCCUCCCUUACACACCUCUACAUCAAAGGCAACAUAAAGAAACUCCAACUCGGUGCUGGUUGUUUAGAAAAAUUAGAAAAUCUACAGAAACUUGAUUUAAGCCAUAAUGAUAUUGAGGCUUCUGAUUGCUGCAAUCUGCAACUCAAAAAUCUGUCCCACUUGCAAAGCCUAAACCUGAGCUACAAUGAGGCCCUGGGUCUCAGGAAUGAAGCGUUCAAAGCAUGUCCUCAGCUGAAACUCCUGGACUUGGCAUUUACUCAGUUACAUAUUAAUUUUCCACAAAGUCCUUUCCAAAACCUUCAUCUCCUACAGGUUCUGAAUCUCUCUCACUGUUUCCUUGAUACCAGCAAUCAGUAUCUUCUAGCAGGCCUGCCAAAUCUCAGGCAUCUGAAUUUACAGGGGAAUCGCUUUCAAGAUGGGAAUAUCCCAAAGACCAACCUAUUUCAGAUGGUGGGAAGUUUAGAGAUUCUGGUUUUAUCCUCCUGUGAUCUCUCUUUCAUAGAUCAAGAAGCCUUCCACGGCCUUGGAAAUAUGAUUCAUGUAGACUUAAGCCACAACAACCUGACAUCCAGUAGCAUCAAUGCCCUCAGCCAGCUUAAGGGCACCUACCUCAGUCUGGCCAGCAAUAGCAUUUGCAUUAUUCCACCCCAUCUCCUCCCUAUCUUGUCCCAGCAGAACAUCAUUAAUUUAAGUCACAACCCCCUGGAUUGUACUUGCUCAAAUAUUCACUUUUUAACGUGGUACAAAGAAAAUGUGCAGAAACUGGAGGACUUCAAGGAGCUCAGGUGUGCAAAUCCCCCACCACUACAGGGAGUUCAGCUAUCUGAUGUCACACUGUCCUGUGGGAUUACAGCUGUGGGCACCUUCUUUCUGACAGUAUUUUUGUUCUUGUUGGCUGCUCUUCUCAUCUAUGUAAUUAAAUUCUUUCUCAGGUGGAAAUAUCAACACCUUUAGUGCCAAAGGCUUCCAGAGAAGACAAAUAAAUGUGUUUAAAAAAACACAUUUUGUAGAGAAACUUCAUCUGUUGGUGAUCAUACUUCUCAUUUAGUUCCUGGUGCUGGACUGGGAUUGAUUGUGCUUUUCUGAGCUUCUUACCCCUGAAAACCUUCCAUGGCAGGUAAACUGACUCAGGCCAAAACUCAGACGCUAUUGUGAGAGGCAUAGAGCCAUUUCCUUGUGUGGAAGGUGCGUGGAAGAUGAGGGAGGAAUUACUCAUCAUGAGGCCACCUGCCCUCCUCUCGCUAACAUCCCUUCCAGCACUUCCCACCCUGUCCUCGAAAGGAGAUCUCUAGGUCUCUCAUCUUGGCGAUAUUGCCGCCCCCCCAGUUUCCAUAUUGUGCUUGAGUCUCAGUUCUCACCAAUGUGUCCAUUUGGGAAAAGCAGUACAGGACAGUCUCCAGGCUUAUUUUAAAUGGAAAGAGGACAAUACAAUGAAUUUAAAAGAAAAAACUGAGAAAUGAAUACUGCUGUCAAAUAGACUCUGUUAACCUCUUUAAUCCUUGGUUUUCUAAGGCUUUUAUAAUGCCCCUAUCAUGCAAAUAACUACAAAAGACCCCCUCAGUAUCCCCAAGGUUUAGAAUUUUACUGGCCUCAUGCACUUCACAACCCAGGAGACUCCCAGCUGCCCAUUAGGUAUUCUGGCUUUUAUGUUGCAGGGCCAAUUUACAGGGGGGAUGUGGUCCAAAAUACUUCUUUCACUGGGUAUCUGGUCCUUACAAGUUGCUUUCCCACAGGAACCAUGAGAUAAAUGGUAGUUUGGUUCCUAGGCUGGCCCUCGAAAGCCUAUUUAACUUGGAGGCCGUUCAAGAGAGCACAUUCACAAUGGAAACCAGUGGAAGAAGCCAUCCCUUCAGAGCCACUGUUAGGAACACAAGAAUGCCAGCUUCCUGAAAAGUGGUUUUUGUUGAAGCUGAAGUUGUCAGCAAAGGCUGUGCCAGUGAUAGACUGAGGACAGUGUCAUUGAAUGAAAAUGGACAAAGAGGACAGGGAAGCUGGUAAUGUCAUGAUGUAGACCUUCUCAAGGCCCAAAGAGCUCUACUUCUGCAGGACUUGAUCUUCUCAAGUCUGGAUUACUAAGCAAGCUUGCUGGGAGCUCCUGUAUUUGGUUGCUGUGUGGACAGUCAACCUCCCCCUAUGCAUCCGUGGAUUCAAGCACCUGUGGAUGGACAAUAUUUGGAAAAAAAUCUAUAUGUACUGAAUAAAUAUGGAGUUUUUUCACAUCAUUAUUCCCUAAACAAUACAGAGCAUUUGCAUUAUCUUGGGUAUUAUAAAUAAUCUGGGAAUAAUUUAAAGUAUACAGGAAGAUGUGUAGACUACAUGUAAAUAUGCCAUUUUGUAUAAGGGACUUGCACAUCUGAAGAUUUUGUUAUUCAUAGAGGGUCCUGGAAUCAACUCUCUUAUGGAAACCAAGGGAUGAUUGUAAAGGCUUUGAUUAAGUGCUACCACUAAUUUUAGGUUAGAGAUGUUAAUUUAUACAUCUGAAAUUCUGAUUGGAUAUCAAAGUAAAAAUUGCUCAAAUGUAAUACCCAGUCAGAAUUUAUUAGCCCUAGGUGGGAACAUAAUAGGGGGGAGGGGGACAUUAUAACAGUGGAAAUGUUACAAUCAAUCUCCUCUUUGUCUCUUUUUCUCUCUCAGGAAAAUCAAUACAGGCUGAGCACCAGCUGUGGUGAGCCUCUUCCCUGUUCAGGAUUUCAGGCCUUUGCACUUGCUCUCUGCUUGUCUGGAAGGUUCUGCAGUCUCCAAAGGAGAUUCUGUCGCCCGCGUUUCCUCCUCUAGGGGGAGCUCUUCCCUCACCUAGGCAAUCCAAAUCAAUUUAUGCCACACCCAGUGCACUCCAGCACCUUCACUGUUUUAAUGUGCUUAUCAGUGUAUAGGAUUAUUUUCCUCCUUUCUUUCAAUUUGUCUUCUCCUGUCUCUCCUAAAUUUAAGCUUCACAAACAGGUCUUUGCCCAAUGGUGUCCUAGAACAUACCCGGACAAAGUAAGGACUCAAUACAUCUUUAAUGGUUAGUUGCUGGCAUUUUGCCUGGCCAGUGACUCCUGAGCCUUUAUCAGAACCUCUUUUUGCCCCUGUGCCCAUAUCCACUUAAUCUUAGCUUCAAUCCACAUUGCCAGUGUCCCCGGACCUCCCACAUGUUUCUUAUCAGAAUUUUCAGGAGAAUUUGCAAAAAGUGCAUUCUUAGGCCUUAAACCAAGAAACUGAGAGUCUGUUGGACAGAGGUUGGCUCUGUUUCUCAGCCUGAUUGACUCCAUUUAAAUCCUUUCUUACUCUUAAUGGCAAGUUUAUUUCUUCUACUCUCAUUUCAGAACACAGAAGAUCCACACUCUAAGAAUCCAGUCUUAACCAAAACUAACCCAUUUUGCUCCCUCUGUAUUCUGUUUUUAAACUGGAAAUGGGAAAUACUAAUUGCUAACCUACCACCCUGUAGCCACACUGUCCUUAAUAAUGUUUAAUGUGUUACUUGGAAACUCAAAAACAUUCUGCAGAAAAUCCUGAUGCAGAUUGCUUUACACUAAAGACAAUAAGGGCCUAAGCCUUAGCAAGACAUAACUGCUCAUCUUGCUUUCAUUUAUUAGGCAUACUCCCUUUCCAGUGAAGCAACUUGCUGCUCCAUAACUGCAUGCUGAUCUAAGGCUUUGUGACAGCUCCUCUGUUUUAAGCAACAGUAAAUUCACCCCCACAAAGUUAGAAAGUGAGCUUUUUGAUGGCUGCUGUCGAUUUUAUUGCUUUAUCUGGUUACUAGGAUAGAAUCUGUAGACAUGGUGCGUUUAUUGGUUUUAUGUAUUGCAUGUUGUUGCUGCUCUGACAAGCUACUCCUAUAAAAAUGUGUUAUUGCAUGAUGUAGCUCAGUGAGCUGACCCUGCAUUUCAAAGUGUACUGAAGAAAAUAGCUUUGAAGUCCAUAAAAGCUGACGGGCCUCCAUCAUAGAGGACUUUCUGCAUGAACUGCAAGUCCUACAAUCUGGGAAAGAAUUAUACCUUCCCCUAUCAGCCACCAUUGCUAUUGAGUACAGCUCAGUCCCAAACACAGGCAUUACCUGAAAAAUGCCAACACAGAAAACUUGUAUUAUUCUUACUUGUCCAACUCUUGGAUGAGUAUUGAUUAUGGAAUAACUGGCUUUUUAAUGUAUUCUCAUACUAGGAUAUAAGAGCAAAAAUUGACAGUGUUUCUAUCUGCUCUGAAUACUGAAGAGAUACUUAACUUGAAUUGCAGCAAGAGUGGAUGUGGUUAGUUCCAAGCAAGGCAGACCUGGGGGUCAAUUGUCUGAUACAUUGAGUCUCCUAGUUUUCUUUCUUAGUAAAUUACUUAACUUCAA